Molecule: messenger RNA, 3348 nt
Organism: Penicillium canariense
Lineage: Eukaryota; Fungi; Ascomycota; Eurotiomycetes; Eurotiales; Aspergillaceae
Product: DUF3591 domain-containing protein
Exons: 1
Coding region: 1-3348 (1115 amino acids)
Biological process (GO): RNA polymerase II preinitiation complex assembly; transcription by RNA polymerase II
Cellular component (GO): transcription factor TFIID complex
Molecular function (GO): RNA polymerase II general transcription initiation factor binding; RNA polymerase II general transcription initiation factor activity; histone acetyltransferase activity
Source: RefSeq, a predicted model, not a curated record
AUGCCUCACGCGACGCAGAACUCGGCCUCAGCGGCCCCGGAAGACUCGGAAUUCGACAAUGUGAUGCGCCAGCUGAAUAACUACGAAGGUGGCCCAGAAUUUGACUUCUUAACGCGAGAUCUGGAUGUCGGUGAGAAAGCAGAUGAUGCGGUCGACUACGAAGACUUUGAAGAUGAUGAACUCCCUGAGGAAGAAGAGACUGACGUACCUCCACGACUCCCCGGGAACGAGACAUCGCAAGACCCUUUCGCGGACCUAGGUGCAGAUGAUGCUGGACUUUUUGGACCGGGCGACGACAUAUUUGGAGGUACUGGCGAAGAUGCACAGACUCAGGAUGACAAUCUCGACGACUUGUUUGGCGAAGGGCCCUUUUCGCCUCCACCUGCUGGUCAGGUGGAUGAUACCCAGGGUCUCUUCGAAGAUGAGGAAACAUCAUUUACAACUCAGCCUGUCGAGCUACCGCCUAUUCCUUCCGUAUCAGAGCCCCAUGAUCAGUUUAUGCAAGUGGACGAUGAUGAUUUCUUGGAUGAUGCUAGUGUACUUUCGGAGGAAAUGGAUGAAGCAACUCUGCGCGCGUGGAAACUCCAACAACAGCUGUUUGCGAUGUCGGGCAAGGGAGGUCCCGAACAUCUGCCUGCGCCCCCGGAAAACCACGAGGACCUUCUACACUCCUUGUUCCCCAGCUUCGACCGUAACACUCUUCCGCGUUGGCUGGAGCUCAUCCCACACAAGAAGGCGUUUUACCUUGGAAAACAGCCACUCAAGGUCCCCAAACCGGUCCUUCCUACGAAAGUCAACAUCGAACUGGCCCCCGACCAAGAACGUGUGUUCAGAACAGGUCAGCCGAAUAAGCGCGGCCUGGACCAGGAGUCGUUAGGCAUUGUGAUGAUCACCGAAACCGCCCAAGAGGAAGAAGAGGAUGCAAAGGAAGACUUCGAAAUGGGUGACGUUGAUGCGGAUGAGAUGCUCCCCGGAGGAUUUUCCAUGCAAGACCUUCGAACUAUCUGCGUUGACUGGGAUGUUAAGGAUGAGGACCUUUCUGCAACAGAGGAGCCAAGUCCGCCUGCCCCAAGAGAGUCCGCCGAUCUUUUCGACGACGAGGAGGCGGAUUGGUUGGUGGACGAUAACCAACCUUCAAAGAAGCGCAAGACCGGUCCGACUUCCAUGGACGUGAUCGCUCUAUCUCAUACCGAUAUUCCACUCUUAGAUGACCCCGAGCAGGCUGUUUCUCAGAUCGCGAAGAAGGUCACUAUCGAUAUGAACGACCCCAAUAUUCUGGUUGAAGAGUUAAGGUCAGAGGCGACACUCCCCAAGCCGAAACAGGCUGUCCCCCGGGGCAGGGAAGAGGUUGACACAAAUCUUACUCGCCGGCUCACUCAACGAUACAAUAUCUCGAAUGACCAGGCAUACGACAUGCUGAAGCAAAAUCACCAAAAUAAGAUUCGGAGUACCCUUGGAAACGUCACUCUUGAGCAUGCUUUGCCUGCCCUGCGCUUGCAGUGGCCUUACUACAAGACGGAGCUGCAAAAGGCCGAAGCCCGAUCUUUCCACAGGCCUGCCUUGAGUUUCCGGGUUGGUCAAACCUCGUGGUUCAAGAACCCUGCACAUGUCAAGCGCAAACAUCUUAAGGGCAAGGAUGCCAAGUCUCUUUAUGAGUCGACCAAGUCGCUGUCGAUGGCUGAUAAUUCCAAUGUACUGUUGGUGGAGUACUCCGAGGAGGUUCCUAUGGUGCUCUCCAACUUCGGCAUGUGCAAUCGCUUCAUCAAUUAUUACCGAAGAAAAAACCCAGAUGAUCCCACUCGCCCCAAAGCUGAGAUUGGUGAAACGGCCGUCUUGUUGCCGCAGGAUAAGAGUCCAUUCUCCAUUUUCGGGCAUGUUGACCCGGGUGAGAUUGUCCCCGCAGUCUCGAACUCGAUGUACAGGGCGCCGUUGUUCCCACACCAGGCCAAGUCGACAGACUUCUUGGUCAUUCGCAGCACCACUGGCUCUGGAGGAAUGAGUUACUAUCUGCGCAACAUUGAAAACCUCUUUGUUGCCGGUCAGCAGUUUCCUGCCGUUGAUAUCCCCGGUCCACACUCGCGCAAAGUUACCACCGUGGCCAAAAACCGCAUGAAGAUGCUUGUCUACCGACUUCUCAAGAAGAGUGCUGACGAACGACUCGCGAUCUCUGAUGUCACGGCCCACAUUCCUGGCACCACCGAUAUGCAAAAUCGGCAGAAAGUCAAGGAUUUCCUGCAGCAUGACAAGGAUACCAAGUAUUGGAAACCGCUGGAUCCCGUCCUCCCAGAUCAAGAAACCAUUCGGUCAUGGGUUCAGCCAGAGGAUGUAUGUCUGCUAGAGUCUAUGCAGGUCGGCCAGCAACAUCUUCACGACACCGGUUUCGGCAAUGACGCGGAGAACGGCGGUGAGAACGAGGAGGACGAGGAAAGCGAGAGCUUCGAACAGCUGAUGGCUCCCUGGAAGGCUACCCGCAACUUCUUGCUAGCUUCGCAGGGCAAGGCCAUGUUGAAGCUUCAUGGCGAGGGCGAUCCCACUGGUCGUGGUGAAGGCUUCAGCUUUAUUAAGACAUCAAUGAAGGGUGGCUUCAAGGCGAUCGGUGAGAGUGUUGAAGAUAAACUGGACGCACAGCGUCUUAAGGAGCUCGGUGGCCACAGUUAUAACGUUGCACGCCAACAAAAAUCAUAUGAGACGUCUAUCCGGCGAAUCUGGGAUUCGCAAAAGGCAAGUUUGUCUUCUACUGUCGAACAUUCAGACGAUGAGAGCGAUGUCGAUCAAGGAGAGGUGGAAGAGUUUAACAAACCGACUCCGCGAUCUGAAGCUCCGACACCGGCUCCCACCAGGCGAUACGACGAUGAGACAACCAGUCAAUUCAGCAGAAUGAGCUUUGCGAGCCAGAAAGGCAAGGUACUGCGUAUCACCCGCCAGUACAAGGCUUCCAAUGGCGCGAUCAUGGAGAAAGAACAACUUGUCUGGGACCCGCGAGUCAUCAGACACUAUAUCCAGCACCGCCACCGCUCCGAAGCCCUCACCACUAAGCUGGAAUCCCUUCAACCAACCGGUGACCCCGAGGUCGAUGCUCGCAACCGCAAGUUGAUCGAGGCCGAGCUAAGUCGUCUGAACCGGAACAAGGAGCGCCGCUUUGCUCGCGAGAAGCAGAAGGGUAUUUCUCGUGCGGGCGACUCGCCCGCCGAUGGCAAACCCGCCGGAACUCAGCGCAAGUGUGCCAACUGUGGCCAGGUCGGACACAUUAAGACAAACAAGAAACUUUGCCCUCUUCUCAACGGCACCAUGAAGCCAGAGGAUCGGAUCACCGACUCGGCGUUCUCCAUGAGCGCUCCUGUUCUCUAA